AUGAAGUAGAAUAAAUUGACUUCGAAAUCCAAAAAUUUGAAUAGAACCUCAUGCAAUUUUCAGGACAAUUACAAUUCAUUUAAUGUCUAGGACUAAUAGUCAAAUAUACCUGAUGCUGAAUUUGAGAGUCUUAGUGGAUUGCUUCGAUCUUUGAAUACAAUUAUAAACAAGAUAAUUAAUUACUUUUCACACAGACUCACAAGAUUUGUUAACUCAAUUUUUCAGAGGUUUUCAAAGAAUUCUAAUACUUGUCAGAUUACACAUUCACAUAAAAUUUAUAACAUGAUAAUGGAAAAAAAGAAUAUCAAGGAAUUUCAAAUCUAUUUAGAUAAGAGAGUUAAGAUUUUGUGUAAUAUUAUACAUUCAAAUGUUCUCAACGAUAAAUUGAUAGAUGAAUCUAAAUUGAGGGAAUUAGUAUUAUAAAAUAGGAUUUCUGAAUAUAUUGAAGAGUUGAUUAACAAAAAAAGGUAUUUCACAGCAUAUAAAUUUAUGAAUGCAUUCUAAUAUGAGACUGUUUCAUAUCAAGAAUUAGUGCAUGAGAUGAAUAUGAAUGAUAUGAAGUUAUAAACUAAGAUUAUAAAGGAGUAACGUUUAGAUAUAGCAGAUAAUCAAAAGGUUGUAAAUCAUUUAAACAACGAAGCUUUGAAAUUUUUUAUUUUUAAAGCGGAACUACCAAUAGAGAAAGUGGAAGAACUAUUCUUAGGAGAUGAUAGCAAAUUGUAAUUUUUGGUUGAGAACUAUUAUAAAACAAAUAAAGAAAUGACUGUUGAAAUAGCAAAAAGAAAUAAUAUCAAAGUGUAAGAUCCUUUGAUUUAAAGGGAGAUUGAUGAUUGCAAUUGUGUUAGUCAAAAUGCAUUAUUACAAAAUGAUGCCUUCUUGCCAUCAGAGAUAAUAUUACAGCCGAAGAAAAUUGAUCAGUAUGUACGUCUAAGUGAUUUCAAAAUUUUUAACGAAGAUGUUGUUUUGAUUGAGGAUGAAGAAGCAUUGGAUGAUGAAAUCAUAGAUCAAAUUUUAAAGGCAUCUUAAACUGGGAUUGAUACAGAAAGUUAUUAAGAUAUUCCUCAAAAUACAUUUUCAGCUAAAAAUUAAGUUUGUUUAUUUUAGAUAGCUUUACCAAAUAAGAUUUACUUAUUGAACACAACUAAUCUUGUGAAUAGUAUCAAGUAUCAACAGUUUCUGGUGUAAUAUGCAAGUAGUGAUUGCUUAAAAAUUGGAUAAAAUAUCAAAAUGGAUUUUUUGUGUUUAUUAGUUUAGAUUGGAAAAUAGGAUGUAGAUUUAAGGAACUUUAUUGAGUUAUCUCAGUUGUUUAGAUAGAAAUAUCCAGAUGAAAAGAAGACUAAUUUAUCAUUCUAAUGUUAAAGGUUAUUGGGGAAAGAAUUGGAUAAAGUAGAAUAAAUAUCACAUUGGCAAAAGAGACCAUUAAGAAGUGCUUAAAUUCAUUAUGCAGCACUGGAUGCUAUCAUUUGUUUGCAUCUUUAUAAUCACUAUAUACAAUGA
Messenger RNA from Paramecium tetraurelia, 1497 nucleotides. RefSeq lists its product as uncharacterized. The transcript has 5 exons. Lineage: Eukaryota; Ciliophora; Oligohymenophorea; Peniculida; Parameciidae. The record is from RefSeq and is a predicted model, not a curated record. Gene Ontology annotation, biological process: nucleobase-containing compound metabolic process. Gene Ontology annotation, molecular function: 3'-5' exonuclease activity; nucleic acid binding.